UCUAUAGACCCACCAACCAGCUGGCAGGAUGGGGAUGGUUUAUGCCUCUCCUGGACCAAGUUCCUCACACCGCAUCGAGAGGCCAACAACCGCAGACAGCAAUCAUCAAAAGGUGCAAAGAAUAUAGAAUUAAGCAGCUUCCAAAAGGCAGUGCUUGCAGGUACUGUAGAUGGGGUGCUGGAUCUACUACCUUUCCAGCAAUGUUGUAGGUCUGUUUCCAUUGCUUCAGUUCUUGACUCUGAGCCGCAGCCCUCUCUCAGAAGCAACAACCUCUCCUACUGUGCCCCACGUCAAACCCGGCUACAGUUUUGGACGGACUUUUCUGGGACUUGAUAAGUGCAAUGCCUGCAUUGGGACGUCGAUUUGCAAGAAAUUAUUUAAAGAAGAAAUAAGGUUUGAUAGCUGGCUCUCUCCUCGCUUGAAACUGCCUCCCAGCUACCUUCUCAGUUAUUCCGGGAACUACACUGAUGAUGCCAAAAGCUGGCGACUGGUUGACAUCACCAGGUUAACCACCAAAUACCAGCAUGACCAGGCUGACAAGAGAAUUUGUACUUCCGUUUCCAAUACAAAAGCCUGCAGUAUUGAGCGCGUCUUGAGGAAGACAGAGAGAUUCCAGAAGUGGCUGAAAGCAAAGCGCCUCACCCCGGACCUCAUCCAGGGUCUGCCCAGUCCAAUGCUGCGCUGUCCCUCACAGAGACUCCUGGACAGAAUAGUGAGACGUUAUGCUGAAGUACCAGAUGCCGGCAGCAUCUAUAUGGAUCACCUCACAGACCGAGACAAGCUGCGCCUCCUCUACACACUGUCUGUGAACACACAUCCCAUCCUGUUACAGAUUUUCCCAGACGUGGAGGGGUGGCCGUUUCCAAGGUAUCUGGGAUCCUGUGGCCGGCUGAUUGUCAGUGCCAGCACCAGGCCCUUGACGGAGUUCUACAGCUCUUCUCCCGACGUGGCAGCAGACCUGGCCUUCCAGCUCCUCUCUGUUGUCAAUUCUAUGGGGAACAAUGACUUGAACUACUUAUUUUAUUUUGUCCGUGUUGAUGCUGGCACAUUUGGCAUUUUUAACAAUGGACAUCUGUUCAUCCGGGAUGCCAGCACACUGGGAAUCAUUGACAAGCAGGAAGGUAGCCAACUGACCGAUGGCCAACAGGAAUAUAGAGACAUAUUUAGCUGUUUGGCUUCAGACUGCCAGUCUACAUUUCUGUCCUGUAAAACAGUCAGAGAGAACCAGAAUUUCAUUAUGGUAUGUCAGGAAAUUCUGCCUAAACUCCUGAAGGGAAAAUUCCUUCAACCUGUUCAGGAGAAAAUAGACAGCUUCCUAAGGCUUUGUGCAAACAGCUUCCUGGACAGCCAAGAAGUCAAUGAUGCAGCUACAAAGUUGGCGGAGUUCUUGAGACCUUUGCGAUCUUGUGAUUCCCGUUUUGCCUAUCGCUACCCUGACUGCAAGUACAAUGACAAAUAUUAGCUGCUGACAGGAAGCUCCUACUGGAAAGACCGGAGUAGUGUGUCACAACUUGGCUGUCUCAAAGAGUGAAAGAGUUUCAUUAGGCAGCUGAAAGGAUUCAUAAAAGCCAAGGCUUCCUAUGUGACAGAGAAAGAUGAAAGAUAACAUGCCUGGGGUUUACAGCUGAACUCGAAGAUGGCAUGUUUAUGACAUUUGUAUAUUUGGUGUGAUCCAAAGGCCUAAGUGUUAAAACAUCAUUGUAUAUGAUGGGGGUUAAACGAUUAAUAAAAUUUGUUCACACGUUUUGUUCCUAAA
Alligator mississippiensis (American alligator) is the source of this 1756-nucleotide messenger RNA. It is a transcript of the gene DIPK2B, whose product is annotated as divergent protein kinase domain 2B. The record is from RefSeq and is a predicted model, not a curated record. NCBI's taxonomy places the organism in Eukaryota, Metazoa, Chordata, Crocodylia, Alligatoridae. Bases 170 to 1462 code for a protein of 430 amino acids. The transcript has 5 exons.